GCGGUGACAGACAUUCUAGGCUUGGAACUGAAGGUUUUCAAGGCUCAGGAUGGACAAAGGCUACUGGAAACAGACGCUGGCUCUUCUUGUGGUGUUGGCCAGCACCUACACAGAGGCUUCAUUUUCCUGGCACAUGAAUGACUUCAUCAAAGCGGUAAAGCAGGUGGAAGAUGGGAGGACUGGGUCGGAGCCAGUAGCUGUGCUGAAGAGGCUGCGCAGGGCAGCUGGCCUUAAUGAUGCAUUCAUUCAGCACUUUUUCGGUGAUGCAAACUCCCCUGGUCCUGAAUUGGAUGCUGACCUCUCAGAUUACUUCAGCAAGGCCCUACAUCACAGAGUGACUGAGGAUGCCAGAGAGGAAGGCGUGGUUCUCACUUCUGAUGGUACCACUGUUGCCCUAAGACCGCUCCUCCUGGGCAUUGAAGCUGGUUUCCUCUCCAAGAGUAGUAGGCGCAGUCGAGGUCUGUACCAGCUCACUCUGGCCAAAGAUCUCGGCCUUGCUUUCAGGCACAGCUCUACCCCCACCCAGCGCCUGGGACCUGAUGGCUGCUGGGACAGCGUAAUCUCUCCUCAAGUUUUCACCCUUUCAGACAGCCCUUCUCUGAUCACCACUGCUCAGGUCAACGGUGGCAUGGAUGGUUUGAUUCUAGGGGUGCAGGUCUCUGCAAUAUCUAGACGUCCCCAUAAGCUCAGUAGUCUGCUGACAGCAUACUACUGCCACCAGCUGGAGAAUGAUGGACUGGACACUGCCCCGCAACUCAUCAGCCGACGCCGCAGGGAUAACUUCAGAGGGGUACUCCAGCCUCCGGUGUUGGCCAAACAGGUGGUGAAAUCAAUAGAUCUGCAGGGGACACUGAAAGGGCUUGCAAACUUGAACGUGAAAGAGAAGAGGCGACUGAUGGCUGUGGUGAAAGAGGGAAUGAAAGAGUUUGUCCAUAAGUACAUGGAUUGCCCAUCCAUCAUACCACGGUGUAUGUGGGGAGCAAAGCCGUACAAAGGAACACCCACCCAGCUGACUCUUCCUCUCUCCUUCAUGUACAUCCACCACACUCAUACACCCAGCCAGCCCUGCCUGACCCUCGAGCAGUGCUCUGCAGACAUGCGCUCCAUGCAGCGCUUCCACCAGGAAGACAGAGGCUGGGACGACAUAGGAUACAGCUUCGUUGCUGGCUCUGACGGGAACAUCUACGAGGGCCGAGGCUGGCACUGGCAAGGCGCUCACACCCUCGGACACAACUCCAUAGGUUUUGGCGUCUCUUUCAUUGGAGAUUAUGCCUCCAGACUGCCCUCCGAGCACACCAUGAGGCUGGUGAGAGAUCAGCUGGCAUCCUGCGCAGUUGGUGGGGGUCGACUGGAAGCCAGCUUCACCCUGCAGGGGCACAGACAGGUGGUGAAUACUUCCUGUCCCGGAGAUGCUCUCUAUAAUGAGAUCAGAGGCUGGGAACACUUCGGGGAGGUCAAGAAAUCAAAAUGAUGUGCUUGAGAAGAAGAGCUGUGGAUAAACUACAAGUUAACAUAAUAAAUAUUUGUCUCAUCCUUGUGCUCUCAUUGUUGCCAUUUUCUUCAGUCCUGGCUUGAAUGAGCCUAACAAACUGAACCAGGAUUCAACUGUUUCAUGAA
Molecule: messenger RNA, 1617 nt
Organism: Scomber japonicus (chub mackerel)
Lineage: Eukaryota; Metazoa; Chordata; Actinopteri; Scombriformes; Scombridae
Product: N-acetylmuramoyl-L-alanine amidase-like
Exons: 5
Coding region: 50-1471 (473 amino acids)
Biological process (GO): peptidoglycan catabolic process; defense response to Gram-positive bacterium; detection of bacterium
Molecular function (GO): N-acetylmuramoyl-L-alanine amidase activity; zinc ion binding; peptidoglycan binding
Source: RefSeq, a predicted model, not a curated record